CAGCAGCUCCUGCUUAGAAAAUGACCAGAAGCUGCUGGGACCUGAACCAGAGAUGAGAUUUUUAUGACAGUGUUGGCUGCAUCUCCAGAAGAAGUCAGAAGUGUCAGGAAUCAGUCUCCAGAUCUAAGCUGCUUGAAUAAAGAGUGGACUGAUCAAGUCUACGAAGCGCCUUUGAAAGCAAAAUCUCAACCACUUCUGCGGGAAGUUGGAUAGACAGAAACCCGUGGGUGAUCUGACUAUCAUGGAGCCUGAGGACUUUGAUUCCGAGGAAAAAGAGAUGUUAAGCUGGGAUAUUAAUGAUAUGAAGCUGCCACAGAACGUGAAAAAGACCGACUGGUUCCAGGAGUGGCCAGAUUCCUACGAGAAGCACAUCUACAGCUCAGAGGACAGGAAUGCGCAGCGGCACCUGAGCAGCUGGGCCAUGCGCAACACCAACAACCACAACUCGCGCAUCCUCAAGAAGUCCUGCCUGGGCGUGGUGGUGUGCAGCCGUGACUGCUCCGCCGAGGAGGGGCGCAAGAUCUACCUGAGACCGGCCAUCUGCGACAAAGCCCGGCAGAAGCAGCAGAGGAAACGCUGUCCCAACUGUGAUGGGCCUCUCAAGCUGAUUCCUUGCCGAGGCCAUGGGGGCUUCCCGGUCACCAACUUCUGGAGGCACGAUGGACGCUUCAUAUUUUUCCAGUCAAAGGGAGAACACGAUCAUCCCAAGCCAGAAACCAAGUUGGAAGCUGAGGCAAGAAGAGCAAUGAAGAGGGCACAGAUGGCAUCCUCCUCUGUCUCCUUAAAGCUGAAGGGGAGCCCAGAGACAAAGUCUCUUCCAGGUGAAACACAAAGUUGGGGAAGUUUACCUUUAACUUGGUCUAUCCAGGAAGGCAUCCAAUUGCCUGGUAGUUACGGUGGACGUUUAAUAGCUAACACUCCCCAGCAGAAGUCACUGAAUGAUUCCUUAUUCUUCUCCAAGAGUUAUUGUUUGGGGGGAACCACUGAUCUGGUAGACACUGCUUCUACCUUGGGCCCCACUAAACUCUAUGAGAAAUGCAAAUUGUCCAGUAGUUGGAUUUAUAAUAGUGGGGACCUGCUUCAUCCUGUUUCUGGAGUCUUCUCUGACUACGAUGAUCGGCAAACGUGGAAUAAAAACACUGCUUUGGGGAGAAAUUCUCUUAAUGACAAUCGUUGUCCCAAUUAUCCUUUUGCUUUGACCAGCUGGCCUUAUGAUUUCUCCCCUUCUCAGAACUCUUCAGAACCCUUUUCCCAGCAGAUUCCCGUGGAACCACCUGCAGCCGAAAGUAGCUGUCACCCACUAUGGCCAAAUCCAGGGGGUGAUCUUUACGAAGAGAAGGUGCAUGUGGAUUUUAACAGCUGCUACCCUUCCACCACAUGCCACUCACGUCAGGAAGACCCCUUUCUCCUCACCUAUACCCCCCACCCCCACCAUCAAUAUUCAUUGACAGGCAAGAGCAGCGAGUGGGAUUUUAAUGAAGAAAUGAGGGGCAUGGGUUUGGAUCACUACAACAAUGAGAUGCUUCUAAACCUCUGUCCUUUAAGAUGAUCCAAAUAGAAAUCCUUGGACACUACUAGCAGGAACGUAAUUUAGUGCAGACGCUGUGGAAAACAGUUACAGAGGUUCCUCAGAAAACUAAAAGUAGAACUACCAUGCGAUCCACCUAUUUUCCUUGUAGGUGUGUAUCCACAGGAACUGAAAUCCUUAUCUCCUUAUCUCAAAGAGGCACCUGCACUCCCAUGUUCACUGCAACAUUAUUCACAAUAACCAAAGUACAGAAACAACCUAAGUGUCCAUCAACAGAUGAAUGGAUAAAGAAAAUAUGGUGUA
Herpailurus yagouaroundi (jaguarundi) is the source of this 1831-nucleotide messenger RNA. It is a transcript of the gene GCM1, whose product is annotated as glial cells missing transcription factor 1. The transcript is spliced from 6 exons. Lineage: Eukaryota; Metazoa; Chordata; Mammalia; Carnivora; Felidae. Gene Ontology annotation, cellular component: nucleus. The record is from RefSeq and is a predicted model, not a curated record. Gene Ontology annotation, biological process: gliogenesis; cell differentiation involved in embryonic placenta development; regulation of transcription by RNA polymerase II. The coding region runs from base 242 to 1549 and encodes 435 amino acids. Gene Ontology annotation, molecular function: RNA polymerase II cis-regulatory region sequence-specific DNA binding; DNA-binding transcription activator activity, RNA polymerase II-specific.